Entelurus aequoreus (snake pipefish) is the source of this 4621-nucleotide messenger RNA. RefSeq lists its product as uncharacterized. Lineage: Eukaryota; Metazoa; Chordata; Actinopteri; Syngnathiformes; Syngnathidae. The transcript is spliced from 30 exons. Bases 56 to 3778 code for a protein of 1240 amino acids. Gene Ontology annotation, biological process: sodium ion transmembrane transport. Gene Ontology annotation, cellular component: membrane. The record is from RefSeq and is a predicted model, not a curated record.
GUCUUGCUCCUCUGCUUCAUUUGGGGACUCAGUGUCCACUUCAAGCCCACCGACCAUGGCUGAAGGAACAACCGGAGGGAGCCCCGGUAGGCAGAGUGAUCCAAACAAAGUGGAUGCUGAUGGAGGGGGUCCACCCAGGGGGAAAUGGGCCAACAAAACGGAGUUUUUGCUCUCCAUGGCCGGAGAAAUCAUCGGCCUGGGAAAUGUUUGGCGUUUCCCGUAUUUGUGCUACAAGAACGGAGGAGGUGUCUUCUUCAUCCCUUACUUCAUCUUCCUCAUCUUCGGCGGCAUCCCCAUCUUCUUCCUGGAGACGGCGCUGGGCCAGUACACCAGCGAGGGCGCCGUCACCGCCUGGAGGAAGAUAUGCCCCAUGUUUGAGGGUGUGGGGAUCGCCUCCCUGGUCAUCGUCAUCUACCUGAACAUCUACUACAUCGUGGUUCUGGCCUGGGCCCUCUUCUAUCUGUUCAACACCUUCCAAAGCCCGCUGCCCUGGUCCACGUGUGAGAACUGGUGGAACACCGACAACUGUCAUGGCCGCGCCGGGGUUUACGGCGACCCGCAUCUGUUCCAACUCGAGUCCAACUGGUCCUUCCUGAACAACAUGAGCUCGUACGACUACUUCGAGAACACCACCGACAUGAUGCUAAAUGGAACCUUCCUUAUGGUCAAGUCCCCCGAGGAGGAGUUUUGGACGAAUCGUGUGUUGAGGAUGUCAGAUUCCAUGUCCCUCGGCAAGGUGCAUUGGGACCUGGCGCUGUGCCUGCUGCUGGCGUGGAUCAUGUGCUACUUCUGCGUCUGGAAGGGGAUUAAGUCCACAGGCAAGGUAGUCUACUUCACCGCCACCUUCCCUUACCUGAUGCUCCUGCUCCUCUUCUUCCGCGGGGUGACGCUACCUGGCGCCGGGGAGGGCCUGAGAUAUUACCUGUUGCCCGACGCCACAAAGCUGGCCGACCCUGAUGUGUGGCUGGACGCAGGCACCCAAGUCUUCUUCUCCUACGCCGUCUGCCAAGGAGUUCUGACCUCUCUGGGAAGCUACAACAAAUACAACAACAACUGCUACAGGGAUUGCGUGGCGUUGUGCGUUCUCAACAGCGCCACCAGCAUCUUUGCUGGCUUUGUGGUGUUCUCCGUGCUGGGCUUCAUGGCGCACAGCCUGGGCUUGCCGGUGUCGGAUGUCGCUCACAGCGGUCCAGGUUUGGCCUUUAUCGCCUACCCUAAAGCUCUCUCGAUGCUGCCCGGCUCCACCUUUUGGACCGUGCUCUUCUUCCUCAUGAUCCUCCUCCUGGGUCUGGACACUCAGUUUGUGUGUGUGGAGAGCCUGGCCACGUCCAUCACUGACCUGUUCCCUCAGCAGCUGAGGAGGCCCGGCGCUCGGGAGCUUCUGGUUCUGGUUAUUUCGGUUGUUUGCUUCCUGCUGGGCCUGCCGCUCAUCACGGAGGGAGGAAUCGUGCUCUUCCAGCUGAUUGACAGCUACGGGCCGAGCGGAACCAGCCUGCUCCUCAUCGCCUGCUUUGAGACGGUCGCCAUGUCCUGGGUGUACGGCGCCGACCGUUUCUGUGACAACAUCGAGGACAUGAUUGGGUACCGGCCGUUCCCCCUCUUCAAGUACUGCUGGUUGUUCAUCACGCCGCUGCUCUGCGUGCUCACGAUGCUGUACGACCUGACCAACACGCACUCCCUCAUGGUGUACGACUACAGGCCGGGCGCGUGGGCCUCCGCCUUGGCCUCGCUGCUGGUUCUCACGCCGCUCAUCUGCAUCCCGGCGUUCAUCCUCAUCACGCUGUGCAGGAACCCCCAGAACAUGACGACGCCGUCCAGCGAUCUGCGCCAGGCUCGGCCGCAUCAGCCCGUCCUCACCUUGUGUGACCGCGUAAUCUUCGCCGCCUCAAAGCCGCCCGGCCGGAGAGACGAUAAAAUAAUGAUGGAGGAGCCCACAAGUCCACUUGAAUCUGUCAACCGGCAGACAACACAAAACGUUGCGCUGAAACCCGCCAUGGGCAAGACGGGACAUAGUACGGUGGACCUGAACUCCCCGUCUGACGUCAAACAAGCGGUUCCCUUCGAGGAACUGGACCUGGCGUCUCCCCCUAUGGACCGAGAGACGAAAGAGGAGGAGCCCCCUGACCGAGGAAGCUGGAAGGGCAAAUUUGACUUCUUGCUGUCCUGCGUGGGAUACGCCAUCGGCUUAGGGAACGUGUGGAGGUUCCCGUAUUUGUGCGGCAAAAACGGCGGAGGAGCCUUCCUGAUCCCGUACUUUAUGACGCUGGUGUUUGCUGGCAUGCCGCUCUUCUUCCUGGAGACGUCCCUGGGACAGUUCACCUCGGUGGGAGGCCUGGGAGUGUGGAAGCUCAUGCCCAUGAUGAAAGGUGUGGGUCUGGCUUCAGUGGUUCUGUCCUUCUGGCUCAACAUCUACUACAUCAUCAUCAUCGCAUGGGCACUCUACUACUUGUUCAACUCCUUUGGUUCGGAGCUCCCAUGGCAAAACUGCGAUAAUCCCUGGAACACGGAUCAAUGUUUCUGCAACUACAGCCUGACGGACACCACCAACCUAACCAGCGCCGUCACAGAGUUCUGGGAGCGAAACAUGCACCAGCUGUCCGGUGGUCUGGAGGAGCCAGGAGAACUGCGUUGGCCCCUGGUGGGCACCCUGGCACUGGCUUGGGUCCUCGUCUAUUUCUCAAUCUGGAAGGGAGUGGAGUGGACGGGGAAGGUGGUGUACUUCUCAGCCACUUAUCCUUACUUCAUGCUCUUCAUCCUGUUCUUCCGAGGCGUCACCCUGCCUGGAGCCAUCGACGGCAUCCGCUUCUACAUCACCCCGGACUUCAAUAAGCUCACACGCUCGGAGGUGUGGCUGGACGCCGCCACUCAGAUCUUCUUCUCGUACGGUCUGGGCCUGGGCUCGCUCAUCGCCCUGGGGAGCUACAACAACUACAACAACGACGUCUACAAAGACUCCAUCAUCGUGUGCUGCAUCAACUCCUGCACCAGCAUGUUUGCAGGCUUCGUCAUCUUCUCCAUCGUGGGCUUCAUGUCCUUCAUCACCAAGAAGCCCGUGCAUGAACUCGCCGCUUCAGGUCCCGGUCUGGCGUUCUUGGCCUACCCUCAGGCGGUCACCCAGCUGCCCAUGUCGUCUCUGUGGGCCAUCCUCUUCUUCUCCAUGCUCAUGAUGCUGGGCUUGGACAGUCAGUUCUGCACGGUGGAAGGUUUCAUCACAGCUCUCAUGGACGAGUAUCCCCUUCUGCUGAGGAAGAGGAAGAAGGUCUUCAUCCUCAUCGUGUGCUUCAUCUCCUUCAUCAUCGGCUUCUCCAACAUCACGCAGGGGGGACUGUACGUCUUCAAGCUCUUCGACUACUACUCGGCCAGCGGGAUGUGCCUCCUUUUCCUCGUCUUCUUCGAAACGGUCUCCAUAGCUUGGUUGUACGGGGCCGAGAGGUUCUACAAGGACAUCGAGGACAUGAUCGGCUAUCGCCCGUGCGUCUGGUGGAAACUUUGCUGGAUGUAUUUUACGCCGCUCAUCUGCCUGGGCGUGUUCACCUUCAGCGCGGUGGAGAUGACGCCUCUGACUAUGGGAAAGUACGUUUAUCCUGUUUGGGGUCAAACCGUAGGCUGGUUGAUGGCUACGUCCUCCAUGGUGCUCAUCCCGGGUUACAUCAUCUACAUGUUCUGCAGCACGCCGGGAACCCCCCAGCAGCGCUGGAAGAGGAUGACAACGCCCCGGCAGGACAAACCAUCAGGUCACGACCUUUGUACUCACACUGUUGGCGAAGCCCCUGUCUAACACUCGCUAUACAAAUAUUCUAUAUAUAUUAAACUUCUUAAUCGUUCACUGCUUCAACGUGCAAACUACGACAGCAAGUGUCAUUAAAAGUCAAUAAUGUUUUUUUUUGUUUACGUGAAAGAACAAAUGACAAAAACAAUUAUAAACUAUAAAAAAUAAAAGAAAUAAUUAAGUGUUUUUCGGACUAAAUAGAGUAGAUAAAAUGUGUACCUGAUGAAAUGUUGUGUGAGAUGUAAUACAAACAAGUACUUGAACUUGUAAAUACCUUUUGUAAAGGAACGUUUCAUUAGUUGAAUCAAUCAUAAGCAUGAAGUAUUUUCAUUAGGGGCGUCCCAAUACAACUUGUUCAUUUCCAAUACAAUAAUGACAUUGAAGUCUUCAGUAUUGACCGAUACUUGUAUUGAUCCGAUAGGAUAUCAGCAAGAAUCAUUGUAUUAUUUGGCAGUGUGGAAUAUUAGAAAGGGUUUGUUCAACUGAAAUGAGUGAAACAGAGAGCAAUGGUGGGUAUGAAACUAUUUAUUAUUAACCAUCUGGAAUGGAUUUAUGCUGUCUUUAAGGUGAAGUGGAGGGAUUAUUGUUUUUUUUGGCAACACCUCGUGGUCACAAUAAUUCAUGAAGUUAAGGGCAAACGUUGAAUGAUGCAAACACGUUUAUUACUGGAUACUUUCUAAUACGCUUCUGCCUUGGAGACUUUGUAUGUGUAUGUGUAAGUUAUAUGUACCGGUAAGUAUGAUUAUUUGAUACUUGUUUAUAUUGAUUAAUUUUAUUGUUCAAUGAAAAACGCUUAUAAUGUAUGUCGAGCUUAUGUGCUUUUCUGUGCUUAGCAGUUGUGUAGCAGACAGA